UUAACAUCCUACAGAGAAAAUGGUAGGACUUCUACCAAACUUCUAGAAAAUCUACCGCUUUUAUUUUGAAGCCCUUACUUCCGGUGCCGUUCUUCGCUGCGCGUGCUCACUUGACUCCGCAGCCUGAAAGGAGGGACAACGCUGGACCGAGCUCAUUCCUCUCUCACGUUCUCGGAGAGCCUGUCCUCUGGUGCCGAGGACAGAAGUCGAUCUGAACUCGCGGAGUAUCUCAUAACCCGGAUCGAUCUUUCUCCCACAUGUGCUGACACGUCUCCAGAUAUCACACACAUCCCGGCGGAGGGACGCAGACCUGCUCGGGUUGACACAUAGUGAACAGAAGAGACUCGCAGAGGAGAAAGAUGUUGCUGAAGGAGUACAGGAUAUGUAUGCCUCUCACGGUGGAGGAGUACCGGAUUGGCCAGCUGUACAUGAUCAGUAAACACAGCCACGAGCAGAGCGACAGAGGGGAGGGGGUCGAGGUUGUCCAGAACGAGCCAUAUGAAGACCCAGCGCAUGGACAAGGACAGUUCACGGAGAAACGAGUCUACCUCAACAGUAAAUUACCCAGCUGGGCUCGAGCAGUGGUUCCUAAAAUCUUCUACGUGACAGAGAAAGCCUGGAACUACUACCCUUACACCAUAACAGAAUACACAUGCUCGUUCCUGCCGAAGUUCUCCAUCCACAUAGAGACAAAGUACGAGGACAACAAAGGAUGCAAUGACAACAUCUUUGACACAGAGCUGAAGGACCAGGAGAGGGAGGUGUGUUUCGUCGACAUCGCCUACGAUGAGAUCCCCGAGCGCUACUACAAAGAGUCUGAGGACCUGCGAUAUUUCAAGUCGGAGAAGACGUCGCGGGGGAUUCUUCAGGAGGGCUGGAGGGACACUCAGGAUCCCAUCAUGUGCUCGUACAAACUGGUCACAGUCAAAUUCGAGGUGUGGGGUCUGCAGACAAGGGUGGAGCAGUUCGUGCACAAGGUUGUUCGGGAUGUGUUGCUGCUCGGUCACAGACAGGCGUUUGCCUGGGUGGACGAGUGGAUCGAUAUGACUUUGGAUGACGUGCGGGAUUACGAGAAACAAAUGCAUGACAAAACCAACAUAAAAGUUUGCAGUGAGCAGCAAGAGCAUUCCACAACAAACUCAUCUUCAUUGGAUGACAUAGAGAUCCAUGACAAAGCAAGCACAUGACGAUGGAUGAGGUGAGAGAGUUUGAGCGCACCAUCCAGGAGGCCACCAACCAGAAGAUUGGGAUGUUCCCCCCAUCGAUCUCCAUCAACCAGACGCCCCUGUCCUCCUAUGCCCUCACCGGCCCCGCCAGCGCCCCAACCACGCCAAUGUGCACCGAGGCGCCCGAGUCCCUUUCCGUCCCCAAAGACCGACCCCGUAAAAAAUCCGCCCCGGAAACCCUCACCCUUCCCCGCCUUGCAUCGAGUGGCGUCUCCCAGGGUUCUGCGCUGAGCCCACUACCAGAUUCAAACAACAUCCAGUCGCCCACAACGCCGUCCUCCAGCUCUGAUCUCACUGAGAUGGAUGAGCCGUAGAGAGACCUCGGGAUGUCUUACCCCAACAGUUUCUUCACGUAUGUUCCCAAACCUGUUGUAGUCCACUGAGACUAACCUCCACACAGCAGCGCCCUGAUAUUAAAGUGUUCUCGCCGUAUCCGCUGAUUUGCCAUAAUGCUGGAUACAACAAUCAAUCUCUGUCAGUGUUAUUGAAAACAUCCAGGCAGCUGUGAGUUCUACCCUGACCAGGCUGACCUCAGCCAAACACGUCUCGCCUGUUUUCACAGAGAGCCGCCAUGAUUAUCUCUUAGAGGCAGUUUCUUAUGUUUCCGUAGAAAUGCUUAGUGUUUCCCUGAUCGUGUUUCUUCUUUUAUGUUCUUGUGUAAUCAGCUGAUACCUGACGAUCUGUCGAGCUAUGAAUCUGUUGCCUUACCACCACAGAGCCAGUGUUCCUUUUCUUCAGUGCUCAAUUAACGACUGACUCUUCAGCAACCAGCUGUGUAAUUAAAUCAGAUAUUAAACCCAUUAUAGCAGCUCAUUACAAAAGAGCUUAGCCCCUGUUUCCUGAGCUGUCCACACCAGGCUGCACCCUCAAAGUCCAGCUACACAACAGAUGCAAGAUCAGUACAAUCACAGAGAAUUUACUCCUCAGGUCUCCCCAACUCUUCCUGACUCGCACUCCAAAGGCAGGGAUGUAACUUUACCUUUGUGUCCCUGCUUAUUGCCAAACAGCUGCAUAUGAUACCUCUACACAUACUGCAACAUAGCACCUAUUGUAUGUACUAUACCAGUCUACUUAACCCUUGGAAUGUUUACACAUCUGAAACCUUGGAGCAUUUGUGUAUUAUAGCAUGACGAUUUAAUGAUCUAAAACCCAAUUUGAUGAAGUUUAUUACUCGUAUAUCUUCUUCAACCUGACGUAAGAAAAUGUUAAAUGUUGCCUGAAAUUAAUGCUGGACAUCUCAUGUGACGUGAAGGUGAUGCAUUUUACCAAAUCACUUUAAUGUCACGUGCGGGAACAAGGCCAUGUUGUAGUUUUUGAAGCACUGACCCAGGAGGUCGUAUGAAAUCAGAGCUUGAUCCGAAGAAGGGCACGUGCAUCAAGCUGACUUGAGUAUGUGCCUAGCUGCAUAAUAUUUGCAAAAGUACUCACACCUUUGUUUUGCCAGCACUGCUUGGUGAUAUUGAGCCGGCGCUUUGGUUGGCAGGGAUUUUGAGAUGAGAUAACCCCCCCCGCUGUUAUCGAUUAUCUUAAGUGCUGCUGGUUAUUACAUCUGAUCCCUUAAAGGAGAAACGAAAACAUGACGACAGCAGGUUCAAUUCAAUGUUGUGAUUCAAGGAGGGUUCUAUAUGCUGCAUGUAAUGUUCACAGCAUAUAUACAUAUGAUGUAAAGUGUAUAUGUAUAUACUGUAAAUGAAUGGAUUGGUAAAGUUUAUUCUGUGAUGCAACCGUAUGAUCAAGUGAAUGCCGACUUAGGAAGCUCUGUACUAACUCUGAGUGGUAGAUACAUCCGACUUUGAGUGACAGGUUAGCAUGUCCAGAGAAUAUAGGCCUACAAACUCUUGCAACUCAGUGCCUCUGCAUGAAACUAUUGUAUCAUUGCCUACCAGUGCGUAAACCAAAAUCACUUGUCAUGUUAUCAUUAACAGCACAAACUCAAACAUUUCUUUGCCUGUUUUCUACCCAACAGUAAAUUUAACAAUGGGCCUAAACCCUUUAAAGCAGAAGUCCAACGUAAUCAUAGAAGGUCAAUCGUAUCGAAGUGCAGGGGCGUGUCAAGACGUCCUUUACUGGGGUGGCCCGAUCGUAUCCUGAGUGCUGGUUUGAAGCCAAUCGUUUGCGGGAGCUAUAUUGGAAAUGCUGAACUCAAUCAAACUUAGUGUGACGUAAAGAGGCGGGGUUUGAGCCUCCUAGCCAACAGCUAUGUGUACCCCCCUGUCAGUCAAGUCAGUCAUGUCCUCAUUCAAGGAAAAACUGGUAAUCUUAAUAUCUUCAAAACCGCCGCUUUAGAAAUAAAUUCACACCCGUACAGUGUGUGCUGAUAGAGAGAUUAGCAACACAGACCCAAGCGUUUUUUUUUAACCAGGCUGUAAACAUGUUUAUUUCUUCUGUAAAGAUUGUCUUCUUUGAAUGGGUGUGUAUGUGGUUUCUGGUGUUUCUGCAGCCAGCCUCAAGCUGAUUCUCGAUGGAUUGCAGUUUAUAACUCUUCCGCAUGGGCUUCAUUUUGAGACCGGAGGUUGCUGCUUGGGCCUGACAGGGGAACUGGCUUAUGUAGGGCUGACACAAAGUACUCCCUGUCUCUCUUUAGGGACUCAAAAAGAAGAAGCACGUCAACGUUAGCUCUCAAACUUUGCAGAUAAAAGUAUUUCUGACAGUCUGAUACAUGCAGGAGUUUGCUUGCAAUCUUCGAUGAUCUGAUUCCUCUGCGAUGCAACUGUCUCAUGAAUAACCCUAGUUGCUACACAGUCCAGAUAGUUAAUCGUCACAUAAGCCCGACCUCCGACAAAGCCAGUAGCCUAUCAUAAUUUAGAAAUUUUGCACCAAUUAGAGUUCCAAAGGGGGCCGUGCCACCCCGGAUACCCAUCUGGACACACCCCUGCUGCACACCACGCCAUCACAUGCUUGCAUCAAAGUGCUAACUCCUAGUUGAAGUAUAUUUCCCCGCUCAUAUCAAUAACUUUUACAUUUCUUUUGCACCUUCCAGUCUUCGACAGCUUCUUUGACGAUGAAGAAACGUGUUACAUUACAGUCUUUCAGGUUCGUUGGACCAAAGUCCUUCAGUACAGUGGAGUGCUUUUAAAUGGAUCAGGUCAAAGAGAGAGUCCUCAGUGGUCUUGCCAUUAAAGCUGUUAAUAUUAUGUACAGUUUCUCACUUGCUUUUGUUAAAAAAACAAAACAACUGUAGCUAUUUCUCUGUAACUGUAGCUUCUGUCUUUGCCUUUUGAGGAUGUUACUUACCGUUUAUGGGCCCUCUGUAUCGGUCUGUUAUGUAAAGAUUCUACAUACUAACAACUCUGGUAUCGUCCAUCUCUCUUUGUCAGGAACACAGAGAUCCAGGGAUUUGUUUGAUCUACCACAGGCCGUUAAAAAUAAUGCAAAAUAUUCAUUUGUGUAUCAUUACACUCUGCUCUGUUUAAAAGAGUAACCUAUUAGGUAUUGUAAAUACUGUUGUUAAUGAAUAAUAUAGUAAGUUUCUUACAUUGAACUUGUUCCAGGUUGCAUAUCUGAUGUGACGCGAAUGUGCUCAAAGAAUUCAAAUGGACAAUGAAGGAUAUUCUCAAAGUGUCGGGAUGACUUCUUCACAGACACAGAGUAAAGGUCUGUCUCCUAGAAGUAAUGUGUCGUAUCUAUGAAGUCAUUUCUCAAGGGUUCAGUCCCUUUAAUAUGAAGACUCCUCAUCGUAGUGGUAGAUUUUUGACUCUUGCUUUCGUUGACCCCGCAGGGCGAAACUCUUUGUACAAGUUGUAAAACAAAAAGAAGCUUUUAUUUUGGUGGGGUGGCUGCUUUGACGUCAGGUGAUGUUAAUUGAAAGGUGAUUGGUUUCUUUUUUUUUUGUAGUAAAUCUGCUGUACUUUGAUUUUGUGGUUGCUGUAUUGUUUGAAGGGAGAUUUCAAUCAGUUUAUCUUUGUUUCUUUUGAGAAAAGGACCAAGCAUUUCACUCAUCCUGCUGCAGUUUGCAUUUUGACCUCCCUGUUGUGUUGUUCUCCUGGGACCCGUCUCACAAUCCAGGAUCAUGAGGAGUCCCCUGUUCUUCACUCUGCUGGAGAUCAAGUGUGCUUCUGAUCCUGUUUUGUGAAACAGACCCAAAGGUGCCGUUCUCGUUUGGCUGCUGGAAGUCGCUUUUUCUCUUCAACUUUGAUUAUUAUUAUUGUAUUUGGUACAUUUUUACCGCCCUUUGAAGAUCCUUUGAUUCUCUGUUGUAUCUUUACUUUUUUCUGAAACAGACAAAUAAAUUUACAAGCUAUUGCAAAA
Messenger RNA from Notolabrus celidotus (New Zealand spotty), 5474 nucleotides. Its product is annotated as cytoplasmic phosphatidylinositol transfer protein 1-like. The record is from RefSeq and is a predicted model, not a curated record. Gene Ontology annotation, biological process: phospholipid transport. The transcript is spliced from 10 exons. Gene Ontology annotation, cellular component: cytoplasm. Bases 360 to 1187 code for a protein of 275 amino acids. Lineage: Eukaryota; Metazoa; Chordata; Actinopteri; Labriformes; Labridae. Gene Ontology annotation, molecular function: phosphatidylinositol binding; phosphatidylinositol transfer activity.